Messenger RNA from Lepidothrix coronata (blue-crowned manakin), 948 nucleotides. RefSeq names its product adhesion G-protein coupled receptor G2-like. Gene Ontology annotation, cellular component: membrane. Gene Ontology annotation, molecular function: G protein-coupled receptor activity. Lineage: Eukaryota; Metazoa; Chordata; Aves; Passeriformes; Pipridae. Gene Ontology annotation, biological process: adenylate cyclase-activating G protein-coupled receptor signaling pathway. The transcript has 4 exons. Bases 40 to 531 code for a protein of 163 amino acids. The record is from RefSeq and is a predicted model, not a curated record.
AGAAGUGUUCUCCAAGACCUCAAAAGUGCUUUCAGCUUGAUGUUCCUUUUGGGCUUAACUUGGGGCUUUGCCUUUUUUGCCUGGGGAGAAGUGAGGAUAUUUUUCUUGUAUCUUUUCAGCAUUUUUAACACCUUGCAAGGGUUCUUUAUCUUUGUGUUUCACUGCCUAAUGAAGGACGAGGUAGUGAAGCAGUGCCGAGUACACUUCUGCUGGGGAAGAUUCCGUCUGAGUAACUAUUCUGACUGGAGUGGGUCAGGUGCAACUGCAGGAUCUACACCAAAGCAUUUAAACCGCAAAUCACCAUCCCAGGCUUUGCAGAGUCUAAAUUCUAAUGGAACAAGUUCAACUUCCAAUGGUUCAGAUUUCCUUCCCAGGUCUUCUCCAGAUAGGAAUUUUAAGAUUGCUGAAGUCCAUUACAACCCCAGUGCUGUAUCUCCAGAAGAUGGUGAGACCAAACAUCCUUGUUCACAAAGAACACUAACCAUGGAUACAGGACUGCACUAUCCACAGAAAGCAGGAUUUUUACACUGAUACUGAAUUUGUUUUCUUCUGAUUAUCUAGUGAUGGUUCUCCUCUGUGUAUGAAAACAAGCAUUGUUCAAAUAAUUACUUCCAAUCUACAGUUAUCACUCUGGACACAGUUAUCCCAUGACUCAACUCUAGGCUUCAGUGGAAUUUCAAUCCUGACCACACAAGGAUUUGCUGCCCCCAUGUUUCCAAGAUUAGUCCUCAUGUUAAACAGAGACUGGAAACAUUCUCUCCCUCAUCAUUAGUCCCUCCCACAGUUCAUCUUUUUUUACCCUUUACACCCUCCUGCCAUUUCUCUGUUUUCUUCUUCAUCUGAUACUUAUUGUCAUAGCCUAACACACAUAAUACUGAGUUUCAAGUGAUAUUUUUUAGCCUGCUGGUUGACUGCCUCAGGCACAGACAUAUCUUUCCUUACUUUUUC